Molecule: messenger RNA, 6213 nt
Organism: Hirundo rustica (Barn swallow)
Lineage: Eukaryota; Metazoa; Chordata; Aves; Passeriformes; Hirundinidae
Gene: SMAD3
Product: SMAD family member 3
Exons: 9
Coding region: 54-1334 (426 amino acids)
Biological process (GO): anatomical structure morphogenesis; regulation of transcription by RNA polymerase II; SMAD protein signal transduction
Cellular component (GO): heteromeric SMAD protein complex
Molecular function (GO): RNA polymerase II cis-regulatory region sequence-specific DNA binding; I-SMAD binding; DNA-binding transcription factor activity, RNA polymerase II-specific
Source: RefSeq, a predicted model, not a curated record
CGGGCGGCGGGCAGAGCUCGGAGCCGGCGGCGGGCGCUGCCGGCGCAGCCAGCAUGUCCUCCAUCCUGCCCUUCACUCCUCCCAUCGUCAAGCGGCUCCUGGGCUGGAAGAAAGGCGAGCAGAACGGGCAGGAGGAGAAAUGGUGCGAGAAGGCGGUGAAGAGCCUGGUGAAGAAGCUGAAGAAGACGGGGCAGCUGGACGAGCUGGAGAAGGCGAUCACCACGCAGAACAUCAACACCAAGUGCAUCACCAUCCCCAGGUCCCUGGAUGGGAGGCUGCAGGUGUCCCACAGGAAGGGCCUCCCCCACGUCAUCUACUGCCGCCUGUGGCGCUGGCCCGACCUGCACAGCCACCACGAGCUGCGCGCCAUGGAGAUGUGCGAGUUCGCCUUCAACAUGAAGAAGGACGAAGUCUGUGUCAACCCCUACCACUACCAGAGAGUGGAGACCCCAGUGCUGCCUCCGGUGCUGGUGCCUCGGCACACGGAAAUUCCGGCCGAAUUCCCGCCCCUGGAUGACUACAGCCACUCCAUCCCAGAGAACACUAACUUCCCUGCAGGUAUCGAGCCCCAGAGCAACUACAUUCCAGAGACCCCUCCUCCGGGCUAUUUGAGUGAGGAUGGAGAAACCAGUGACCACCAGAUGAACCCCAGCAUGGAUGCAGGUUCUCCAAACUUAUCACCAAACCCCAUGUCUCCAGCACACAACAAUCUGGAUCUGCAGCCCGUGACCUACUGCGAGCCGGCCUUCUGGUGCUCCAUAUCCUACUACGAGCUCAACCAGAGGGUGGGAGAGACUUUCCACGCCUCGCAGCCCUCCAUGACCGUGGAUGGCUUCACUGACCCCUCCAACUCGGAGCGCUUCUGCCUGGGUUUGCUGUCCAACGUCAACAGGAACGCGGCCGUGGAGCUCACCAGGCGGCACAUCGGCCGCGGUGUCAGGCUGUACUACAUCGGCGGGGAGGUGUUCGCCGAGUGCCUCAGCGACAGCGCCAUCUUCGUGCAGUCGCCGAACUGUAACCAGCGCUACGGCUGGCACCCGGCCACGGUCUGCAAGAUCCCGCCAGGCUGUAACCUGAAGAUUUUUAACAACCAGGAGUUCGCUGCCCUGCUGGCGCAGUCGGUGAACCAGGGCUUCGAGGCCGUGUACCAGCUGACCCGCAUGUGCACCAUCCGCAUGAGCUUCGUCAAGGGCUGGGGCGCCGAGUACAGGAGGCAGACUGUGACCAGCACUCCCUGCUGGAUCGAGCUGCACCUCAACGGCCCCUUGCAGUGGCUGGACAAGGUCCUCACACAGAUGGGCUCCCCCAGCAUCCGCUGCUCCAGCGUCUCCUAAGGAAACUCCUCCCGGGGGCCCGUGAGGGGAGCAAGGACUCUGGAAAACCCUUAGCAAAGGCAUAGUAAACAACUCCCCAGUUACUCAAGAGAUGAGAAAAAAAAUCUGCUUCAAAAAAAAAAAAAGAGAAGUGGGGUUUUCUUUGUUUUGUUGUUUUUAAAUUCCCAUUUAAGCCACUUCCACUGAAACUGUUGGCACUUUGGUCGGGAUGCUCCGGGGCCGCUGCAGUUGGAAUUUGGAGCUGGAGUUGGUGAGGAGGCAGAGCUGGACGUUGUUCCAGUGCAGAGCAGGCAGCGCCCGCCUGGCUCCGGGCUGGCUGAGCGCACAGGAGCCAUCCCAGCUCCAAGGAAACUUUCCCUUCCCUCACACAACUCCCGGCUCCUGCAGCACCCCAGGAACACCAGAGCCCAUGGGACUCCGGGAUGGGAACUCCAGAGCCCCUGGCACUAUGAGAUGGGAACUCCAGAGUCCCUGGCACUCCAGGAUGGGAACUCCAGAGCCCCUGGCACUCCAGGAUGGGAACUCCAGAGCCCCUGGCACUCCAGGAUGGCUCCUGCUCGUGCAUUCCUUCACCACCCACCUGAUCCACACUGGCACUGCAGCAGCAGCGGGGCAGGAGGCAUUUCAAACAGCCACAAGAAUGAAUUCCCCCAGGAAUGUUCCAGAAAGGAAGGAAUUUCCCACACUGGACUUGCAGCUCUGCCUGGUGCCCGAGGGGUGAUGCCCUCAUGGAUCAGCCUGGAUUCACGUGGAGCAAAAGGCCCGGCUGGAGGCUGCUCUGGCGUCGCUGCAGCGAUUUUCGAGUGGAGCUGCUCGCCGAGGGACGGUUGUCCCGUGGGCAGCCCUGCCUGGAGCAGUUCUGUUCUCGGCGGUCUGCACUGACCACAGCACGCCCGGGCUGUGCUUUCCCAGGCUCUGCCUCUCCCCAAGCCCCAGGGGCUCCGUGUCCAGGUGGAGCAGGGCUGGGAGGUCCAGGCCUCCUGGGGGUCCCGUGCUGUCACAUGCAGCAGCCAGGACAGCUCAGACACAACCGGCCCUCUGUGUGAAACUUGUUCCAGCUGAUGGAAAUGCUCUAAGAUGUGUUUUUGCCUGGAGAAAUCAGGAGAGUGUGUAUUUACUUGUAUUAUAAAACAUUCAUUUUAAACAUACAUGCUCCAGACUGUUUAAUAUUUUUUAUCCCUGCAGCAACUGUCGUGGCAAACAACUUCCACAACUGGAAAAAAAAAAAACCUUUAGCACUUGUUUUUAUGGUUCACAUUUGCCAAAUAAGUCUCAUAACUUUGUCAGUGCUGUCCAAUUAUCUGUUUCUUUAUAUCUGCAGUGAAUAUCUUACGCAUUUGUGCCAAAAUUAGAGAGGGAGGGGAGAAAACGAUAAUCAGUUUCCUAUGGAAAUCUUUUUUUUUUUUUUUUCUUGGUUUUUUUUAUCUAUGGAAGACAAACAAGCUGGAUGUGGCUGUGGGAAGGACUGACUGGGAUGGACUUGAGGAUGGUUUUGAUAAAGCUUUACUCCUGAUCCACUGGGGGAACCGACUGGAUCAAACACCCACCAGGAAUUUCCACGCACCUCCUUUUCCAACUGCUCGUUCCUCUGCGACCUCUGCCAGCCUCUCCUGCUUCGCCAAACCCAGCGCUCCCGGAGCUGAGGGGACCAGAACAGAUCCCAGAGGCCGCCGCUGCUGCUUGAAAUGCACAUGAAGGGAUGGUUUGGGGAGUUUCCUUCCAGAAACAAGGAAUUACCUUGUUGAAACAUCUGAAAUGUAAAUGCUUAGGAAGACUCUGGGUGGUGGAUGUGCUCCUGGUGGACUUUGGAAUAUCCUCUGGCUGAGUCUGGACUGGAGCUGUUCUGUGCAGCACAGCAGAAGCAGCACUGGAGGUUUUGGGGUGUUUGUUAAAUUUUACAGUGUGUCUGAUCUGAGUUACACCUCUGACUACACAGACUGGGGCAAGAAGAGAUCUGUAUAAAAUGGGAUUUUUUUGGGCCAUUUAUAAAGCAGAUCUGUUGCCAGCGUGGGUUGGUUCAGCAUUGGUUCAGGUACAGGUUUCUAACACAGGUGCAAAGAAGAAAUUAUCCUGAAUUUUGUAGAAAUGUUUCACUUUUGGCUGUUCAAAUGAGAGGGGCAAAAUCUGCUCUGUAAAAUGGCCCCAGGUUUCCUCCAUGAGUGUCUUAAUUGCUUAUUUUGGUGACAAAUGUUGUUGUUGUCCUCAUAACCACAGAGGAAAUUGGACUCUGGUGCCUCCUGCAUUAAUCACAGAAAUGACAUCUGAAAUUCCAGAGGCAGGGAUUACAGGUGAUGGUGUGAACAGGAGCCCAGCCUGAUCCAGAGGCCAUGAGUGGGAAUAAAUCCCAGUUUUAAUAUGAAAUCUGUACACAGAGUCACCUGCACAACCUGGAUUUCCGCUGGGAACCAGAGCUACAGCUCCUUGCUAAAGGAUAAUUAAUUGCUGACCAUUAUUAAUCGAGGCCUUUGGAAACCCAGGAUUCAGAUGACGCAUAAAAACUUGGGUUAAUCUCCCCUCAUCAUCCCUUGCAGUGGAAAAUGUGAGCUGGCCCAGCAGUGCAGUGAGAUAAAGGGGAGAUUAUUUCCACUCCAGCAUUCAUUUCUGGUUGAUAAAAGCUUGUGGGGUUCUGGAGUCACCUUGGGAAGCCCGGCAGAGCCCUGGGGAGGGGAUGAGCCUGUUCUGCCCUGGAUGCUCACAGUGGCUGCAGAUGGAAGUGAAUUCCUGUUCCCCUGGCCACCAAGGACAGGGAGCAGGGAUUGGGCUGGGGUGGCUGGAGGCCUCAGGGCACCGGAGGCUUGAUUUCUCCUAGAUUUCUCCUAGAACUUGAUUAAAGCAGCUUUGGUGUGGAGCUCAAAGGGAUGGGAGCUGCCGUGCCCUGGCUCAGGUUGCAGCUCCAGGCUGGAAUAUCCUCUCAUUUCAGGGCAGGCUGGGCUGGUUUCACCAGGAUUUCACCCGGUUUUGUUCCUCCAGUCAGUAGCAGGACCUUUGACUCUUCCCUUGGUGUGGCAGAGGACACCCAGGGCCCUGUGCUUUUCUGGGCUCUGUGGUCUGUUUAUUGCUAAUGUAUUGAAUUGCAGGUUGUAUUUUGUGUUAAGCUUGUCUUAGGAGUAAUCCAGCGCUGCCCAUUUGAUUUAAUCUCCAGCAAUCAGCGUGCAUAUGCACAGAGAUGGAGAAAUCCUGUCAUAAGGCAUUUCCCUGCAGCUCUGGCUGCCCCUGUGUGCCAGGAAAAGGCUGAGGGAGCCCGAGUUACUCACAGUUUCCUCCCCGUUGGAUCAGGGUAGUUGAGCCCUGCAGGAUCCUCUGCAGGGUGAAGGAUGUUCAGGACUCAGCUCAGGCACUGAGUGCUGGCUCCUGUGCCGUGAGCUGCCCUGACUGGAAAAGCAGAACCACCCAGCCCAGGGAAGGACCUGAGCCACAUCAGCCAGCAGCCAGGAGCUCUCCUGGUUCUCUGAGGUUCUGGAGAGGCAGGAGGAUGGAAUCUCAUGGCUGUGCUAAGCUGGGCUGAGAACCAGGCCCGAGCGCUGUGCCUGAGAAGUUCAAUGUUUUUUACUGUGUACCUGCUUUUGUAUUUAUGUGUCUUUCUCGAAUAUUCAGAUGAAUCCAAUAUUUAAUUUUUAGCAGAAGGGGCAAUUAAGGACUCAGAGUAUUAAAUCUUCCAUCUGUUCCUUGCUGAUGAUUGCUGGAAAUGAGGAGUUUGUGACGUGAGAACAGAGCUGAGCACAAAGUUCCCUGAGCCCUCGGGAGCCACGGUGCUACUGCACCACGUCAGGGUCCCAGAGGGGCCCUUGGUGAGCUUGUGAGAGGGGCUUGAGGAGGCUUUAAAAACCAAAACCUGUCCCUUCUAGACCUGCCAGGGUCACCUUCUGUCCCUUCUAGACCUGCCUGGGUCACUUUCUGUCCCUUCUAGACCUGCCUGGGUCACCUUCUGUCCCUUCUAGACCUGCCUGGGUCACCUCCUGUCCCUCCAGACCUGCCUGGGUCACCUUCUGUCCCCUCCAGACCUGCCUGGGUCACCUCCUGUCCCUUCUAGACCUGCCUGGGUCACCUCCUGUCCCCUCCAGACCUGCCUGGGCCACCUCCUGCCCCUCCAGACCUGCCUGGGUCACCUUCUGUCCCCUCCAGACCUGCCUGGGUCACCUUCUGUCCCUUCUAGACCCACCUGGGUCACCUCCUGCCCCUCCAGACCUGCCUGGGUCACCUCCUGUCCCCUCCAGACCUGCCUGGGUCACCUUCUGUCCCUUCUAGACCUGCCUGGGUCAUCUUCUGUCCCUUCUAGACCUGCCUGGGUCACCUUCUGUCCCUUCUAGACUCGCCUGGGUCACCUCCUGUCCCCUCCAGACCUGCCUGGGUCACCUCCUGCCCCUCCAGACCUGCCUGGGUCACCUUCUGUCCCUUCUAGACCCACCUGGGUCACCUCCUGCCCCUCCAGACCUGCCUGGGUCACCUUCUGUCCCCUCCAGACCUGCCUGGGUCACCUUCUGUCCCUUCUAGACCUGCCUGGGUCACCUCCUGUCCCUCCAGACCUGCCUGGGUCACCUUCUGUCCCCUCCAGACCUGCCUGGGUCACCUCCUGCCCCUCCAGGCCUGCCUGGGUCACCUCCUGCCCCUCCGGGCCGGGCUGGUUCCUCUGCUCCCUGCAGACGAGGUGGGCUCCUCUGGGGCUGGCUGCAGCCCCGCAGUGUCUGUCCCUGUGUGGGUGCACAGGGGCUCUGCGUGCCCAGGGUUCAGAGCCGGUGUCCAUCCCUGCCCAGCUGUGCCUCCUCCCGCUCUCCUUCACUGCGUUUGUUACUCGAGGCCUGUCCCAUGUACGCCCUCCCCUUUCCAUGUGGAACUGUAAGGUCUGGUUUUGACAUUUUAAUAAACUUUGAUUUGAAAACUG